Aegilops tauschii subsp. strangulata is the source of this 871-nucleotide messenger RNA. RefSeq lists its product as uncharacterized. The record is from RefSeq and is a predicted model, not a curated record. Lineage: Eukaryota; Viridiplantae; Streptophyta; Magnoliopsida; Poales; Poaceae.
GGCCCCGCCAACAAAACCCCCCCAUCACCUCCUCAUCCCAAAGCAGCUUAGCUUAACCAACUUGGCUCAGCUGGUUGAUCGCUCUGUCCGCUUCAACUUCAUCGCAGCGAGGCGCGCGCUCUCCUUGGCUUCGUCCCAUUGCUGCUGUACGUAUUCGAUCGAGAUUGUGGGGAUGGACAAGCUGAGCGUGCACCACGGGCAGCACAACGGCAUCUCCAAGCCGCCGGUGCACCACCACGGCAAGGGCGGCGGGAAGGGCAAGGGUGGCGGCAAGGGGAUCAAGGUCGUCUACAUCUCCAGCCCCAUGAUGCUCACCGCCAGCGCCGAGGAGUUCCGCGCCGUCGUGCAGGAGCUCACGGGCCGCGACUCCAACGUGGCCGACCACGACGCCCCGGGCGUCUCGUCCUACUACUCGUCGUCGUCCUCAUCCUCCUACUCCUCGUUCGGGCGCGCCUCUCCGACGGCGGGGGCUACGGCCGCUGCGGGCGCCCGGGCUUUGCCUCCGGCGAUGGCGUCCACGGCGGACUACGCGACCGGCGCCGGAGCCAUGCCUCCGCCGUUCCAGAGCAUGUAUGAUCAAACGGGAGGCGCCGGCCUGCUUUACGGCCAAGACUACUGGUAGGAUCGGAGAUCGGUCACCUCGUGGCGGUCGACGGUUCGGCAUGCCGUGUGAAUUUGCUGUCUACAGUCAUGCUUCAUGUUUCUUCGAUUUUCGAUCGACUUGUACUGGAGAUGGUAAUGUCAUGUUGAUACGAGAGCUUAGUACAUAUUUUCGUUUACUUGUCUUUUGCCCUUGUUGUUCGAGAUCUUCUCCCACCGUCAUGGCAGCAUCACCUUUCAUCUAUGCUCGUAUAUGUUUGGAAUCAAGCUA